Ostreococcus lucimarinus CCE9901 is the source of this 1350-nucleotide messenger RNA. RefSeq lists its product with no specific name. NCBI's taxonomy places the organism in Eukaryota, Viridiplantae, Chlorophyta, Mamiellophyceae, Mamiellales, Bathycoccaceae. The coding region runs from base 1 to 1350 and encodes 449 amino acids. The transcript has a single exon. The record is from RefSeq and is a predicted model, not a curated record. Gene Ontology annotation, molecular function: 3-oxoacyl-[acyl-carrier-protein] synthase activity. Gene Ontology annotation, biological process: fatty acid biosynthetic process.
AUGUCCCAUUACGCGCGCGGUGUCCCGCUCGACGCGCUUUAUCCGCGCCGCGUCGUCGUCACGGGCGUCGGACUCGUCACCCCGCUCGCGCGGACGACGGCGGAGAACUGGCGCGCGCUGCUGGCGAACGCGGGCGCGACGCGGGCGCUGCGCGAGGACGAUCUCGCGCGCGAGUGCUGGAACGCGCUCGCGGCGAGCGACGGCGCGCGGGCGCGAACGCGGCACGCGGGCGUCGUGAACCGAAGGGAAGGGUACGACGCGAACGCGUGGAGCGAUGGAGGAAGUUUGGCGUCGUUCGUGGCGUACGGACGGUGCGCGGCGAAGGAGGCGAUCGAGGACGCGGGGAUGACGAGCGCGAGGGACGCGCCGAGGGACGACGUGGGGGUGUCGUUCGGCGCGGGGAUGGGAGGCGCGAGCGAUUUAACGCGCGCGGGAGGUUGGAUGGCGAAGGGUGAACUGCGGAGGAUAUCGCCGUACUUUGUGCCGCGGAUUUUGGCCAACGCGGGGGCGGGGAGGAUAUCGAUGGAUCACGGGUUUCGAGGGCCGAAUUUGGCGGCGGCGACGGCGUGCGCGACGUCGGCGCACUGCAUAGGGGACGCGUUUAGGGCGCUACAGCGCGGCGAUGCGAACGUGAUGAUCGCCGGUGGUGCUGAGGGAUGCAUAGAUGCCGUUUCAUUGGCGGCGUUCGCCAAGGCGAGGGCGCUGAGCGCGACGGGGAGAGCGAAACCGUUUGACGUCGCGCGCGACGGCUUCGUCAUGGGCGAAGGCGCGGGGGUUUUAGUGCUCGAAACUCUCGAACACGCGCGCGCGCGAGGCGUCGAUAAGGUGUACGCCGAGAUACGCGGCUACGGCGCGUCGGGAGACGCGCACCACGUCACGCGCGCGAGCCCGGAUGGCGAAGGCGCGGCGCGCGCGAUGCGAGCCGCCAUGCGAGACGCCGGCGUCGACGAUCCGCUCGACGUUGGAUACGUCAACGCGCACGCCACGGGGACGCCUUUGGGCGACGCCGCAGAAGCCAUGGCGCUCAAAACAGUCUUCGGUGCGGACGCGAUCGAGUCUGGGCGCGUGCUCACGACGUCCACGAAGGGCGCCACCGGGCAUUUGCUCGGCGCCGCGGGCGCCAUCGAAGCCGCGUACACCGUCAUGGCUCUUCACACCGGAGACGUGCCUCCGACGUUCGGAUACGACACGGUCGACCCAAACUUACGAAUCCCAAUCGUCGGCGCUGGUGGCGUCGCGGCUCGACUGCGCGACGACGCUCGAGCGGCGAUGAGCAACUCGUUUGGUUUCGGCGGCACCAACGCCAGCCUCGUCUUCGCUCGAGCGCCACCGCUCGACGCCGCGCCGUAG